Molecule: messenger RNA, 353 nt
Organism: Suillus plorans
Lineage: Eukaryota; Fungi; Basidiomycota; Agaricomycetes; Boletales; Suillaceae
Exons: 2
Coding region: 169-336 (55 amino acids)
Source: RefSeq, a predicted model, not a curated record
UGUACACUAGCGUUUGCAAGUUCUCGUCUCUGAUAGUAUAUCGGUCGGUACACCCGCCUGUCAGAAUUGUACGUGAAAAAGGUUUAUGAUUGAUGGUUUAGUGGCAGUCUGAGGAACGACGUACCUCGCUAGUGCGACGAUCAUUCGCGUAGGUUGUCGAACAGAUGGAUGUGGUCCCGAUACGCAUCAGCUUUUGCCGUCGCUCUGGUACUACUUAUUGGCACUCGGUGUCGACACUACUGUCAUUUACUAGUAAGCGACUUUACAGUUUCUCAAUUUGCAAUUUCGCUCUUGUGCGUCUUGGGUCCACUUUGUUGUUACACCAGUAGAGUCUAAACAUAUCUGUGACCUGA